Messenger RNA from Paramecium tetraurelia, 3462 nucleotides. RefSeq lists its product as uncharacterized. The record is from RefSeq and is a predicted model, not a curated record. Gene Ontology annotation, molecular function: cysteine-type deubiquitinase activity. The transcript has 7 exons. Gene Ontology annotation, biological process: protein deubiquitination. NCBI's taxonomy places the organism in Eukaryota, Ciliophora, Oligohymenophorea, Peniculida, Parameciidae.
AUGAUUUGUCCUUAAUAUUUAUUGGAUUCCAUCAAUAAUUGUAACGAAAGAGUUAUCAAGAGAGCAUAUGAAAGACUGGAAGGUAAACAAAAUCUAGUAGAGGUGUGUUAAUAAUUGAAAUAAUCUUUAAGGACACAAUUAAGCUUACAUAAUGUUCAAGAAAAAAAGACUGACAGUAAAAUUUCCAUUUAUUAUUUAACAGACAUCAGUUAGUUAGCAUUAUUACUAUUAGCACUUUGUAGCUAUAAAUUAAAUGAUUUCAAUUUAAGUUAUUUAAUUUCUUACUUUGGAUGUUCGCAAGAAACUCCAUCAUAAGAUUCACUUGAAUUCGACUAAGUAGAAUGGCGAAAGUUAGAAUUAGAAUGGAUAUCGAUACAAUCCUUAUAAAAAAUGAAUCAGUUAUAAGAAUGCAUUGAUAAAAUAGAGAUUGUUUAAAAAUUAAUAUAAACGAGCAAGAAUAAAAAAACAUGGGCUUAAUUAGACAUUAUUUUAGAUUAGAAGAAAUCAUAUUUGCAAGACUACAUUGAUAAUAAAUAGAAAACAUUUUAAACAUAUAAUGAUGAAGAGAAAACAGCCUUAGCAAAGAAAUUACAAUAAUUAUUACUAAAGUAGGAAUAGGAUCGGUAUUUUGAAUAAGAAGGCUAUCCUGCUUAUUUAAUUAGUUCUCAAUGGAUUGCUCGUUUUAGUUUAUACACAAAAUAUUACGAAUUAACAAGGGAAAACCCAGAUUCCUUAAAAUAAUUCAUAGCAAAAAAGAAUAACUCUAUGGAUGAUGAAACAUUUGUAGAAAUAUUUAAAUAAUACUGUAAUCAAUAAACAUAUGAAGAAUUAGAAAGAAUAUCGAAUUCAACCCAAAAUAAUACGGACAUUCAUAUCUGUCCAAUUUAUAAUGAUGAUUUAAUUGAUACAUAAACAUCAUUUGAGAAGGACCCAUUGAAAGCAAAAAGCUAUUCCAAUUAUGCUUUAAACAAAUCUAUAAGAGAGAAUUAGAAUUUCAUUUUUGUCAGUAGUUAGAUAUGGAGAUUCUUAUAUGGAUUAUUUGGAGGAGUUGAAAUAAAAAGACUCGUCUUAUGUAGAAGCAGACAUGCAGUUGAAACACAUUUAUUUCAAGUUAGAUGCUAAUUAUUCCCAUAACAAUAAUAAAGGAUAAUAAAUUUAUAAUUUAAUGGAAACGAAAGGAUUGAAGACCUUGUUAAUAAAGUAAAUAGGAUAACUAGUUAAAAAGUCAGAAAUGUUUGGAAGAUUCCUAAAGAAGUCAACUAAGAGGAAUUAAUGAAAAGUUAAUAAGUUGUUGGUACUAAAAUAAGCAGAGAUAACAUAUUAGAAUAAGCUGAGAUAGGACCUGAGGAAGUUUUACUUUUAGAAUUAGAGUAAGAAUAAUAUAGAUUAGAAAAAAAAGAGAAUUUGUAAACAAUAUCAAUUCCUAAUAAAUGCAUGAGUUGUGGUAAUCAGGAUUCUCAACUUUAUUUAUGUGAAUGCAGAAGUGUUAAAUAUUGCAAUGAAACCUGUCAAGCUAAUGAUUUAAAGAAUCAUUAAGAUGUUUGUAAAAAAAUCAUGGAAAAGGAUUCCUUAAUCAAUCAAUUAUCUAAGAAAUAUAAAGUGAAACCUCCAGCUAAAAUAGUCAAAAAUUCAGCCAAAGGAAUCUGUGGAUUAAGUAAUUUAGGAAAUACUUGCUUUAUGAAUUCAAGUUUGCAAUGUUUGAGUAAUGUCACUGAACUAACUGAAUAUAUGAUAUACAAUACUUAUCUCGAAGAUUUAAAUGAGAAAAAUCCAUUAGGAACUGGAGGUAGAUUAGCUUGCAAUUAUGCUGAAUUGUUAAAGGAACUUUAUGAAUCUACAUCAACCAGUGUAGCACCUUGGAAUGUUAAAAAGGUGAUUGGAUAACAGGCUCCUCAAUUUAAUGGUUAUAGUUAAUAGGACUCUCAGGAACUACUCUCAUAUUUAUUAGAUGGUUUGCAUGAAGACAUGAAUAGAAUUAAAAAGAAACCUUACAUUCCAGAGGUAGAAUACAAGGGUUAGAGUGAUUAGGAAUUUGCAGAUAUAUAUUGGGAUAAUCAUAAAAAGAGAAAUGAUUCUAAAAUUACUGAACUCUUCACAGGAUAAUUUAAAUCUAGAGUAGAAUGUCCUGAGUGUAAUUUUGUAUCCAUUACAUUUGAUCCUUUUGUUACAAUUUCAUUACCCAUUCCAAGCAAAGAAUACGUUUAAUUUUAAUUUUAUUUAAUUUUCAGGGAUUCUAAUCAAACCCCUUUAAAAAUUUAACAAACUUUACAAUCUACACAGACAGCUGGAGAAAUUAUAGAAAUCAUUUCAAAGAUAAAGAAUAUCAAAGCUGAAUAUCUCAAAUUCUAUUCCUUACAAGAUUCAGCUAUAAUUGACAAUGGAAUAUCAUCAGAAUAAACUAUCAAAUAAAUCAAAGAGAGUUAAGCUACUACAUUUUUGUAUGAAGAAUAUGAUGAAAAGAUAGAUAAACCAAAUUCUAAAUAUGAUUCUAAUAUUAAAACACCUUAUCAUCAAGUUCUCUGUAAUGUUAAAAAACUAGAAGAAAGUAAACUUAAUCAAUAGAAUUAUAGAAUAUCUUUUACUAGAGUUUGCUAUGUUGAUAGUCAAACAACUUAUUAAGGUCUCCACCUUAUUAUAUACUAGAUAUUCAGAACUCAUUUGAUUCAAAUUAGUGAGAUCACUUCAAAUUUGAAUUUAAAUAAGGAAUUUGAGUAGUUCUUAAAGAAUAUCAAGAAAUUUGUUUAUAAAGAUUACUUUGAAGAAUAUUAGGAUUUAUUAAAAUUGAAAGAAUUAAUAUAUUAACUCUAAGAUGAUAAUUGUAAGCCUCUGCCCUUUACGGAUAAAUAAAUAGAAGUAAGCGGAAAGUCCAUUAACUUAAAUGCCCAAUUUAAAUUACGAGCUGAACUCUUAAAGUUGAAUAGAUGUGUUGAUGCAGAAUUUACACUCUAGGGUCCGAAUCAAAGUUUGUAGUAAACCAUCUCUUUGAAUGAUUGUUUGAAUUAAUUUUGUUAAGAGGAAGUCUUAGGAGCAGGAAAUGAAUGGUAUUGUUCUAAAUGUAAAAAACAUCAGAAGGCAAAAAAGCAAAUGCAAAUAUACAAGGCACCAUAAAUUAUGAUAUUACAUCUGAAAAGAUUCCGAUCGACAAGAGUGACAUAAUUUUAUGGAACCUACUCAGUUGGAGGAGUCACUAAGAUUGUCUAAUUUGUUGAUUUUCCUCUUGAAAAUUUCGAUAUUCAACCAUUUAUUUUAGAAAAAGAAUCUUAACAACCUUAUGUUUAUGAUUUAUUUGCAAUUUCAAAUCAUUAUGGAGGCAUGGGAGGAGGACAUUACACUGCAUAUGCAAAGAAUCCUAUGUAUAAUGCCUGGUUUGAUUUUAAUGAUUCUUAGGUUAAAGAAUUAAGAUCUAACCCAGUCACAGAUGCUGCUUAUGUUUUAUUUUAUAGGAGAAGAAAGGUAAAAUGA